Messenger RNA from Drosophila hydei, 1373 nucleotides. It is a transcript of the gene Rpn10, whose product is annotated as 26S proteasome non-ATPase regulatory subunit 4. Gene Ontology annotation, biological process: proteasome-mediated ubiquitin-dependent protein catabolic process. The record is from RefSeq and is a predicted model, not a curated record. Gene Ontology annotation, molecular function: polyubiquitin modification-dependent protein binding. The coding region runs from base 33 to 1211 and encodes 392 amino acids. Lineage: Eukaryota; Metazoa; Arthropoda; Insecta; Diptera; Drosophilidae. The transcript is spliced from 3 exons. Gene Ontology annotation, cellular component: cytosol; nucleus; proteasome regulatory particle, base subcomplex.
UUCAGUGGCAAAGUGACAAGCAAAAAUACAAAAUGGUCCUGGAAAGUACUAUGAUAUGUUUCGACAACAGUGAUUACCAGCGCAAUGGUGACUACUUUCCCACCCGUUUAAAUGUACAGAAAGACGGUAUAAAUCUUGUCUGUCUCACUAAGCUGAGGUCCAACCCCGAGAAUAAUGUUGGUCUAAUGACCCUAUCAAACACCGUUGAAGUGCUGGCCACACUGACCAGCGAUGUGGGUCGCAUAUUCUCAAAAAUGCAUUUGAUUCAGCCAAAGGGGGAAAUAAAUCUUCUAACUGGAAUUCGAAUUGCUCAUUUGGUGUUGAAGCAUCGCCAAGGCAAAAAUCAUAAAAUGCGCAUCGUUGUCUUUGUCGGUUCGCCAAUCAACAACGAAGAAGGAGAGCUCGUUAAGCAAGCCAAACGUCUAAAAAAGGAGAAAGUAAACGUGGACAUUGUCAGCUUUGGUGAUCAUGGAAAUAAUAUUGAAACAUUGACGGCUUUUAUUAAUGCUUUGAACGGCAAGGAUGGAACUGGCUCCCAUUUAGUUAGCGUUCCCAGAGGCUCAGCUCUAUCUGAUGCAUUAUUGUCGUCGCCCAUCAUCCAAGGCGAGGAUGGUAUGGGUGCAGCUGGAUUGGGCGGUGCCGUCUUCGAAUUUGGUGUCGAUCCCAACGAGGAUCCAGAGCUGGCUCUUGCUUUGCGCGUUUCAAUGGAAGAGCAACGUCAACGCCAGGAAAGUGAGCAGCGUCGAGUUGAUAGUGCUGGAGGUGCUGAGUCUACACCUCCCGCGACUGCAACUAGCGGAGAGAGUGGCACUGGUGGCCCAGCCGUAACUCUUCCCAGUUCUAACUCAGAGGAAGCCAUGUUGCAACGUGCGUUGGCUUUGUCGACUGAAACGCCAGAGGAUAAUUUGCCUGACUUCGCCAAUAUGACCGAAGAGGAGCAAAUCGCAUUUGCCAUGCAAAUGUCUAUGCAGGAUGCAGCUGAUGACACCGUGACACAGCAAGCCAAACGCCCCAAAACAGAUGAUGCCGCUGCCCCCAUGGAUGUCGAUGAAGACUAUUCCGAAGUAAUUGGUGAUCCGGCAUUCUUGCAGAGUGUUCUUGAAAAUCUCCCUGGCGUCGAUCCCCAAUCGGAGGCAGUACGUGAUGCUGUUGGCUCUCUCAAUAAGGAUAAGGACAAGAAGACCGAUGGCAACGAUGAGCAAAAGAAAUAAACUCUACAAGUAUAUAUUUUUAAAUUUGCAUUAAAAAGAAAUCAUAAGUGAGCUAAUAUCUCGAUAUAUUAUGCAGAUUAUGUUCAUGCUUCUAAUAAAAUAACAUACAUAAAUAUUAUCACAGGGAACAUCGUUGUUUGUUAUAGCAGUCUAUAUACCCAU